GCAAAGCGCAAUUCGAAAAAAAAUUCCAAACUCAACGAAGCAACUUUACGGUAACGCGGAAAAAUCAAGUUGAUUCGUUUUCCCGAUUGUUGUUAUUAUUUGCGCGCGCGCAACCGCCUAUAAACAGCAGAAAAAACGAACAUUAUAACUGCAACGGACGUGAAUGUGUCUUUUUUUUCUGUUCCGCAAAAAUUGUUGUUUUGUGUUGAAAGGAUUUAGCAUUUUGCAGUCGCCACAGAUAAAAAGGAUUCACGGAAAAUGCAGCAGAAAGUAGAAGAGAAAAUCGAUCCCCUGACACGCAUCCAGGAGGAGAUCAAGGAAGUGGUACGGCGUGAGGAGGAGUACCGUCAGCUGGCCACACUCUCCUCAACGACCAUCACUUCUUCCUCCACCGCCACCGAAGGGGUGGUGGAGUUUGAGGCCUACACGAUCAAUGGCAAUGGCAAGGACUUUAAUCAGGAACAGCAGCAGCAGCAGGCACAUGACCAGGAUGAGCUGGAUCACGAUCAGGGCGUGCUGGUCACAGCCCAGCCGGCGACCACUUCGCUCCUGCUGCCCAUUGACGAGCUGUCCAACACACCCUCGCUGGCCUCCAGCGUGAACAGCGCCAAGGAGGAGAGCCUCGAUGGUCAGCACUCGGACGACUCUGGCAUAUCGGCCUCCUCGCAGAGCAACAACAUCAACAACAACCUCCAGGCCAAGCAGCAGCAGCAGCCGCUCAAGCUGACAGUGGUUACCCGCCAGGAGCAGCGCUACAUUGGACCCAACUGCUACAACAUGACACCGGAACCGCCGCAGCAGAAGCUCAUCACAAGGACCAUUUCCACGCCGCAGCUGAGCGGCCUGCCCCAGAAGCGUCAGUUUGCCUUCGGCGGUGCCGCUACCAAGGGCGUGAUGCAGCGUUUCAUAGCCUCGCAUGGCAAGCUGGUGACACCCAGCAGUCCCCUGCCGCCAGCCUCGCCAUUGGGCGUCAGCAAUGGCAACAGUUCCGGGGUCAUCCAGAAUGGAAGCCAAAACAGCAGCAGCGGCGGCGGCGCCGCUGGCAACAAUAACAACAACACCCUCAAGCUGAACACACGCACGGCGCUGGCCUUCCUGGAGAAUGGCAACUCGACCACGGUCACCCUGUCGCCGGCGGCCAUCGAGCGGGACUCGGAGGGCAGGCCGCUGCGUCGAGGCUAUGUGCCAGUCGAGCAGAAAAUCCAGCGGGAGCUGCAGGACCUCAAGUCGCGCGAAACGGAGCUGAAGCGCCUGCGCAAGAUCAACAGGCAGAACACACUGAAGGCGUCGCUGGACAAGCUUAACCUCAGCACAGACGACGAGGCCGAUGCGGACGACGAUGACGAUGAGGACUCCGAGGUGGAGCACUGCUAUGGACCCGGAAAACUGCGCAAUGCCCAGUCUACCCAGGAGCUAGAUAGAAAUGGCAACGAACCGGAGAUUGUGCACAAGCCUGCUGCCAAUCGCAGCCUGAAUGCGGCCGCCUACAUAGCCAAUGGAGCCAGCAAUGGCAGCAUCAACGGAAUGCGUCCGGCCAUGUCGCUGGCCCAACUCUGUGAUCUGACGCCCGAGGAGGCGCCCUCGUCGCGUGGCCUCAUUGCCCAGUGGGAGAGCCUGAUCAAAAAGAAUGCCGAGAAUGGGACGGUGAUUGAGGCGGUCAUCUAAGAGGACGAUCGAUGAAGGGUAGCAGAGAGUCCCCUUUUUCCGAAAAAUAUAAACAAAAACACACCAAUACACCAACGAUUCUGGUGCAGAGCAGACCAAAUUAUUAUUGUAGUGUCCAAACUUGAUACCAAUCCUAAGCCCGAUCCCCGUUUCCCUGUUCCCGAUCCCCUCCUCUACACAAAGCGAAAGCUGCUUAUCAACGAAUUAAUCUUAACGCCUGAAAAACUUGAAAUUAAAACACGAAACUGAAAGGGAAUUGCAGCCUGUUGCUGUACUUAAUGCGAUUUAUGUGUAAUUUAUAAAGUGUAGUACGUUCGAGAACUCUGUUGUAUAUAUAUGUGACUCUUCUUCGUGUUUCCAGUGCGAGUGCAGUCCUGACUUGCUUAUAAUUUAUUACAAAUCAACUUUAUACCUUAUAUAUAUAUAUAUCUUACAUAAAUAUACGAGCCCGAUAUGCGAAACAUGAUUUAAUUAAAUAAAAAAAAAACCCAAAACGAAA
Drosophila kikkawai is the source of this 2164-nucleotide messenger RNA. It is a transcript of the gene mdu, whose product is annotated as meduse. The record is from RefSeq and is a predicted model, not a curated record. Lineage: Eukaryota; Metazoa; Arthropoda; Insecta; Diptera; Drosophilidae.